GGGGAAGUGGUGGUGCGCUCAGCCAGUCAGCCGACAGACACACAGCGCAAAGCCCCCCCACGAGAAGAUCCGCCCUCUCCUCCGGUCCUCCGCGUUGCUGUCACGCCGGCGUCGAGGCUCGAGAGAAGGCGGCGGCGGCGGGUGAGCGCGUGGCUGUGGGGUGUGUCCGUCCGGUGAGAUAGCUGGGGGACGCGCCGGCUCGUGCUGUGACCUGGAAGCUCUGGAGGCGCUGAAAGCGGCCUGGCAGGCGGGCGAUGGGGUGGGGGUGGUCUUCCUGCUGCAAGCGGUCGGACGGGGCUGAGCCUGGUAGGAGGAAGAAGAAGAAGGACACGACGUGGCGGAUCUUCUCGCUGAAGGAGCUUCAGUCAGCAACAAACAAUUUCAAUUAUGAUAACAAGCUCGGCGAGGGUGGUUUUGGCAGUGUCUAUUGGGGCCAGCUCUGGGAUGGGUCACAGAUUGCCGUGAAGAGGCUCAAGAGUUGGAGCAACAAAGCUGAAAGAGAAUUUGCUGUCGAAGUGGAGAUUUUGGCACGAGUGAGGCACAAGAGCCUUUUAAGCUUGCGCGGAUAUUGUGCUGAAGGCCAGGAACGCUUGAUAGUCUAUGAUUAUAUGCCAAACCUGAGCAUACACUCUCAACUUCAUGGACAGCACGCAGCAGAGUGCAAUCUCAGUUGGGAAAGAAGAAUGAAGAUUGCUGUUGAUUCUGCAGAAGGGAUCGCUUAUCUGCAUCACUAUGCGACACCGCAUAUCAUUCAUAGAGACGUCAAGGCGAGCAAUGUUCUCCUGGAUUCAAAUUUCCAAGCUCGGGUUGCCGACUUUGGGUUUGCCAAGCUAAUUCCAGAUGGUGCAACGCAUGUCACCACAAAGGUGAAAGGCACACUUGGUUAUCUCGCACCAGAGUAUGCAAUGCUUGGGAAGGCCUCUGAAAGUUGCGAUGUCUUCAGUUUUGGAAUUAUGCUCCUAGAGCUUGCCAGCGGGAAGAAGCCAGUUGAGAAGCUUAACCCCACCACGAAGAAAACCAUAACUGAGUGGGCUCUUCCUCUAGUCCGUGACAAAAAGUUCAAGGAAAUUGCUGAUCCAAAGCUCAAGGAUAGCUUCGUCGAGGAUGAGCUGAAGCGAAUGGUGCUUGUUGGGAUCGCCUGUUCUCAAGACAAGCCUGAACAGAGACCCAUAAUGUCUGAAGUCGUUGAGCUGCUCAAAGGAGAAUCUACUGAGAAGCUUUCCAACCUGGAGAACGAUGAUCUGUUCAAGCCUGAUAGCUCAUUCCAGAGCUCAUCCGGACCUGAUAGCUCAGACUGCGUCACCGAGGAGAGGAGUCCCAAAGCUGAUGCGAUAGAGGAGGCAGUUGAUUCAAGUGAGACAGUUCCCUCAGCAAGGUAGCGUGAUGCAUAGUGGUGUUGUCUGUAGGUGCCCUGAGCUCCUUGCCUGGGAGAAAUGUGUUUAUCAGUGUGCUUAAUUUGGGAGCUUCCUUGCCCAGUUCUCCUAUGUGCUGUCAUCUCUUCGUGUUGGCAUGGUACUAUUAGCUUGUAAAAUUCUGUAAAUCUGGGCCUGAUUCCAUCUGUAGCACUGCUGUUAGCGUUUAGCUACUUAAAUCCAUCAAUGAUUUGUGUGCAAGUCCCAUAAUGUUAUUUUUUUGGGUCU
Sorghum bicolor (sorghum) is the source of this 1640-nucleotide messenger RNA. RefSeq names its product PTI1-like tyrosine-protein kinase At3g15890. Gene Ontology annotation, biological process: protein phosphorylation. The coding region runs from base 255 to 1379 and encodes 374 amino acids. Gene Ontology annotation, cellular component: plasma membrane. Gene Ontology annotation, molecular function: ATP binding; protein kinase activity. The record is from RefSeq and is a predicted model, not a curated record. The transcript has 4 exons. Lineage: Eukaryota; Viridiplantae; Streptophyta; Magnoliopsida; Poales; Poaceae.